AUUUGUUCGUCUACAUCCAAACAGAUACCGCCCCAACAGAUCGUUAGUAUCACUUCGAAUAUUUGCACAACUGGGACGACAUCUUUUCGAAUGCGAAAGCUCCAAUACAGUUUUAUAAUGAUUUGAAGUACUAUCGAGGUUCUAUUAUUAUUUUUCCAAAUGCUAACAGAUUACGGUCGAUAACGCUUGUUCGAAAUGGGCCUGCUUGUGACUUCAUUUGGAUUGAUAUGCAUAUUAAAGUUGUACAGUUGUGCAGUUUCCUACGCGGGUUGUGAUUAUAGCUACAACUAUCCCUCUAACACAGUCGGAUACGUUCAAUCACCGAAUUGGAGUAACUACUACAAAGGAGGCACGAAUUGUCGGUUCACCAUCCAGGCACCUGCCAGACACUACCUCUAUGCGCAAUGUUACGAUAUGUACCUACCGUCCAGCUACGGCUGUUACUAUGAUAAACUUUUAGUUUCACCUACCGGAAAUAAUGCUUUGGCCGACGCCGAGGUUCGAUGUGGCAGUACAACGUUCAACGUGGCUUCGACGGGGAACAAGAUGGUAAUAGCACUGCAAACCUUGACUCAAUCUACGGGAGGACGUUUCCGGUGUCAGAUUACUGCUGUACCAUUAAAGUGCGACUGCGGCACUAGACUGACGCCUCUGAUAGUGGGUGGAGAAUCCACUCAACCGAACGAAUACCCAAUGGCAGCAGCAAUCAUUGAAAUUUCAUCCAAAUCUCUAGUUUGUGGCGCAACAAUUAUAACCGACCGGCAUAGUUUGACGGCAGCUCAUUGCGUCUCGGGACGAUCAAUUUCCAACUCCGCUCUGUUAGUGGGUGACCAUAACAUGAAAACUGGAACGGAUACGGCCUAUGCGAAAGCAAUGUUGAUUUCCACAUUUACCGUCAAUUCGGCCUACGAUUCCAAGACAAAAACGAACGACAUCGCUCUGGUGAGAACGACCGAUCAGAUUGUGUUCAAUCCUGGAGUAAAUCGGGCCUGUUUGCCAUACGCAUACACCAGUUCCAGCUUCAACAAUGUCUACCUUACAACACUCGGUUGGGGUACGCUGGACUUCGGCGGACCAAUGGCGACCGAUCUUCAGAAAGUUGCUCUACAGGUGAUGGAUCUUGCAACAUGUCGAUCCAAACUAUCCGGAAUGAACACUGUUCAGGAUAACCAGAUCUGUACUUACACGGCUGGAAAGGAUAGCUGCCAGUUUGACUCCGGUGGCCCCAUGUUGUAUGUCGACGCGUCCGGCGGAAAAAUGUACGCGAUAGGUGUUAUAAAUUAUGGUAUAACGUGCGCCUCAAAAUAUCCCAGUGUCAGUGCCCGCGUUACCUCGUACUUGAACUGGAUUGAAACUAACACUGGGUUCAGUUUUUGCGAGAAGACAUAAUGGAAAUCUGCCGCACUUAAAUAAUGAAAAUAAUAAAAUGGAUUUGUAACUGGAAACGCUUUUAAAAAUAAUUAA
This is a messenger RNA of Malaya genurostris, 1464 nucleotides long. RefSeq names its product venom serine protease-like. Lineage: Eukaryota; Metazoa; Arthropoda; Insecta; Diptera; Culicidae. The coding region runs from base 196 to 1389 and encodes 397 amino acids. Gene Ontology annotation, biological process: proteolysis. The record is from RefSeq and is a predicted model, not a curated record. Gene Ontology annotation, molecular function: serine-type endopeptidase activity. The transcript is spliced from 3 exons.